GAGGGUGCAGGUGGUUAGGAGUUGAAUGAGGAAGUAAAAUGAUGAAGUGACAGUUACUAAAGGAACCAGAAGCGACAGGCGGAGGCACAAGGGGACCUGCUUCUCAGGAGCAGCACAAAUACAGUAGGAACCUUGUGUGAGUGAGUCCAGUUCAUGGCUGCGCUGCCUCCUGGGAUCCGUCUCUUUGUCUCCCUCUCCAGGGAUCAAUGGUAUCGGGCUCUGGUUCUGCUCCUCACCUUCCUGUUCUACUGCAGCUUCCAUCUGUCCCGAAAGCCAAUCACUAUAGUCAAGGGGGAGCUGCACAGACACUGCUCAGAGCCAGACGAGGUCGAGCUCCACAGUUACAAGGAGUUUGUUAUUCUGCCCCAGGGGCCCCUGCACUCGGGGCAAAAUGCGUCUCGCUGCGGCUGGGCCCCGUUUGAUAAGAACAAUUACAAGCAGCUCCUGGGGGCUCUCGACUACUCCUUCCUGUGCGCCUACGCCAUCGGCAUGUACCUCAGUGGGAUGAUUGGCGAGCGCUUGCCCCUCAGAUACUUCCUCUCCUGUGGGAUGUUGGCCAGUGGCUUCUUCACCGCACUCUUUGGCUUUGGCUACUUCUACAACAUACACAACCUGUCCUACUACAUCAUCAUACAGGUACUAAAUGGUUUGGUCCAGACCACUGGUUGGCCAAGCGUGGUCACCUGCAUUGGGAACUGGUUUGGGAAAGGAAAGAGAGGCCUCAUUAUGGGGGUGUGGAACUCGCACACAUCGGUGGGCAACAUCCUGGGCUCCCUUAUUGCCGGCUACUGGGUGUCCUCGUGCUGGGGCAUGUCCUUCUUGGUGCCAGGGAUGGUCAUCUCCUUCAUGGGCAUCGUCUGCUUCCUCUUCCUGGUAGAGCAUCCUCAAGAUAUCAAGUCGGAGCCAAGUCCGGCCCCCCAAGGCCGCCAUGUGUAUAAAGUCCAGAACAAGCUGCUCCAGAUUACAGAGCCCAGAGAGGAACAGGAGCUGCAGGACAUGCUGGGACCUUCUCCCGUCUACCCCACCCACCAUGUCAUCGUCCUACAGAAAGAGAUCAAAGUCUCCGGCAACGGCUCCGGCGCCAUCAGUUUCCUGGGGGCCCUCAAAAUCCCCGGGGUAGUGGAAUUCUCGAUGUGUUUGCUCUUUGCUAAACUGGUCAGUUACACGUUCCUGUUCUGGCUGCCCCUGUACAUCACCAACGUGGGUCACAUGGAUGUGCGGCGCGCUGGGGACCUUUCCACGCUGUUUGAUGUUGGGGGGAUUAUAGGUGGGAUUGUGGCUGGAGUCGUAUCGGAUAAAGCUGACAAGCGUGCCACCACCUGCGGCUUCAUGUUGGUCUGUGCGGCCCCCACCUUGUAUUUCUUCUCGUCGGUCAGUAGCAUGGGGGCAGGUUUCACUGUUGGCAUGCUAUUGGUCUGCGGGGCCCUGGUGAAUGGCCCUUACGCUCUCAUUACAACCGCUGUGUCUGCUGAUCUGGGGACCCACAAAUCUCUGAAAGGCAACGCUCACGCUCUGUCCACUGUCACUGCCAUCAUCGAUGGGACCGGCUCUGUGGGUGCCGCGCUGGGGCCGUUGCUAGCCGGACUCCUGUCCCCGUACGGAUGGCACAAUGUCUUCUUUAUGCUCAUGCUGAGUGAUGCUCUUGCCCUGCUGUUUCUGUUGCGGCUCAUAAGGAAAGAACUCUGCUCCCACCGGCCCAAUGUACAGGAGCCUACAGAAUAUAAAGAGCAUUGAGCAGCCUCCCGUCUGUUGUGUGUGCCACCGAGUGAGUGAGUGAGUGCCAGUGAGUGAGUGCCAGUGAGUGAGUGUGUGUAUGUCAGUGAGUGAGU
Messenger RNA from Xenopus tropicalis (tropical clawed frog), 1829 nucleotides. RefSeq names its product solute carrier family 37 member 1 (gene slc37a1). The record is from RefSeq and is a predicted model, not a curated record. The coding region runs from base 154 to 1734 and encodes 526 amino acids. The transcript is spliced from 20 exons. NCBI's taxonomy places the organism in Eukaryota, Metazoa, Chordata, Amphibia, Anura, Pipidae.